CCUCAUUUCUCUUCCUCGCCGCCGCCUUCUUCACUUCACUCUCUCUCUCCCUCUGCCUCUACCUCGCUGCAUGAAGGUGAACCAUGGAGCCAUCGUCUUUGGUGCAUUGCUUUUUGGUACUAUGACUGUUGUAUGGCUUCUGAACGGAUACUGAUGGAUGUUAAUCCAGGUAAUAAACUACAUUGUGCUGCAAAAGCUGCAGCUGACAAGGAGAAGACGGUUCCCUUGGAUAGCUUUGUUUAAGGUGGAUGAAUAAGUGCAAAGAGAGCAUUGAUAACAUGGAGGUUGUGAGGCAUAAACAAAAUAAGGCUCCCGAGGAUGUCGAGGUUGAUAUAAUAGGAUGCACAAAUAAUAAUGACACUACAACAGUUAAAAUUGAGGAUCCGGAUGCAACUGAAUGUUCCAGCUCAUUUGCUGACACCGCAUCUGAUACCGAUAAAUGUUCUGGAUUGAGUGAUGCUGAAGUCGAAUCUCAGUUCGUUGGUGAUGCUGCUUUUGCAUCUGCUUACGAACCAUUUAGUAGUGUGUUUCAUAUAAGGAAGAAGAGGCUGACAAGCCAUUGGAGGAACUUCAUUCGGCCUCUCAUGUGGCGCUGCAAAUGGGCAGAACUGAGAAUCAAACAAAUCGAGUCUCAAGCAGGAAAAUACACCAGAGAACUUUCAGCAUACAAUAAGAGAAAGUUUCCUGGAAUUGAUCAAUCUGCACUGGAAGGUUUUGGUUCAAAAUCAUUGCCAUUUUCUAGUCAGUAUAACCGUAAAAAGGCCAUCAAGCAGAGGAGAAGAAAGAGAAUUGAAGAAGCAACCGAUAUAGCCUCAUACAUGUCAUGUCAUAACUCAUUUUCGUAUUUUGAUACGAGCUUUUCCUUUAUUCUUUAUCGUUAUUUUUUAAGUGUUUUUCUUGUCUGGCCUUAACCCUGAUGCUCAAGU
Messenger RNA from Hibiscus syriacus, 926 nucleotides. RefSeq lists its product as uncharacterized. The coding region runs from base 249 to 911 and encodes 220 amino acids. Lineage: Eukaryota; Viridiplantae; Streptophyta; Magnoliopsida; Malvales; Malvaceae. The transcript has 3 exons. The record is from RefSeq and is a predicted model, not a curated record.